This is a messenger RNA of Salvelinus namaycush (lake trout), 2680 nucleotides long. Its product is annotated as follistatin-related protein 5-like. Gene Ontology annotation, molecular function: protein binding; calcium ion binding. The transcript is spliced from 16 exons. Gene Ontology annotation, biological process: multicellular organism development; regulation of BMP signaling pathway; cell differentiation. Lineage: Eukaryota; Metazoa; Chordata; Actinopteri; Salmoniformes; Salmonidae. Bases 116 to 2680 code for a protein of 854 amino acids. The record is from RefSeq and is a predicted model, not a curated record.
CUCUCCCUGCCCAGGCUUGGUGGAAGAACAUCCAGGCUGCCAGCUAAGGUGGGUGGGCUCUGGUUGGAUCAUACUGCCCUGAGACUGAACCCCUAUUUACUGAUGGAUCAGACCAAUGAAGACACCCAGAUGGUGCUCGUUGGCAUUCUUGUUGGGAAUGGUCUCCCUCGGAGCGGGAGUGGAAGUCGUCGAGGGGAGGCCCGGCAAGGAGGAGGGAUUCGUGCCGCCACCCUAUCGACCUGUCGUGAGGUUCCGACACAAGGAUGGGAUCCCAGGGAGUUUGCGGAUAAAGGGGUUUUUAGGCCAUAACAAUGGCUUCCAGAGUCCUUGUGAGCACAAGUACUGUGGCCUGGGGCGUCACUGUGUGGUCAACCAUGAGAGCAGUCAAGGGGAGUGCAUCUGUCUGGACCGCUGUAAACCACACUACAAGGCAGUGUGUGGCUCGGACGGGAAGCUGUACCAGAACCACUGUGAGCUCCACCGGGCCUCCUGUCUGGGUGCACAGAGGAUAACCAUCAUGCACAGCGAGGAAUGCUUCUACAAAGAUGACAACUGCAGACUGAGUGACUACCGGAGGCUGAAGACCAAGAUUCUGGACAUGUAUGACCAGAGAUACAUGGCAACUGGCAACCGUGGGAGCCAUAAAAACAACAUGGCCACCAGGAAGAAGCUGGUCGAUGUUGUGUUUAAGCGCUUCGACGCCGAUGGUAGCAGGAGAGUAGACAGCAGUGAACUAUCACAGGUCAUCAAGCAGGAAGGUCUGUUCAAGGAGGUCUCUGAGUGCACCCUGUUUGACCUUCUCAAAUACAACGACAUCAACGACGACGAGCACCUGACAAAGGACGAGUUCUAUACAGCUUUCGAAGUGUUCCAGCUCACCCUGCCAGAUGACCAGAAAUUGAGCAUCACCACGGUAACCGUUGGCCAGAGUGCUGUCUUGAUUUGCGCAAUCAAGGGGGAGCAGAGACCUCCCAUCAUCUGGAAACGCAACAAUCAGGUCCUCAACUCUCUGGAUCUGGAGGACAUCAAUGAUUUCGGAGAUGAUGGCUCAUUGUAUGUCACCAAGGUGACCACCACCCAUAUGGGGAACUACAGCUGCCAUGCCGACGGGUACGAGCAGCUCUCGCAGACGCACAUGCUCCAGGUGAACGUUCCUCCCGUCAUCCGAGUCUACCCAGAGAGCCAGGCCCGGGAGCCAGGGGUGACGGCCAGUCUCCGGUGCCAUGCUGAGGGUAUCCCCAACCCACAACUGGCAUGGCUGAAGAAUGGCAUGGACAUCGCUACCAAGCUGUCUAAGCAGCUCACCCUGCAAGCUAACGGAAGCGAGGUGCACAUCAGCAACGUACACUUCGAGGACACAGGGGCAUACAGCUGCAUUGCCAAAAACGACGCCGGGUUGGACGAGGACAUCUCCUCUCUGUUUGUGGAGGACUCGGCGCGCAAGACCCUGGCAAACAUUCUGUGGAGAGAGGAAGGUCUUGGAAUUGCCAAUAUGUUCUAUGUGUUUUACGAGGAUGGUAUCAAAGUCAUCCAGCCAGUGGCAUGUGAGAUCCAGAGACACAUAAAGCCCAGUGAGAAGCUACUGGGACUUCAGGCUGAGGUUUGCCCCAAGUCAGCGGGGGAGGCCGAGCAGAAGUGUGUGUGGUCAUCGGCGGUCAACGUGAAGGACAAAUUUAUUUAUGUUACACAGCCAACCUUGGCCAGGGUGCUUGUGGUCGACAUCACAGCUCAGAAGGCUGUCCAGACGGUGAGCACCGACCCUUACCCAGUGAAGCUGCACUAUGACAAAUCCCACGACCAGGUGUGGGUCCUCAGCUGGGGAGACAUGGAGAGGAACUUCCCCACUCUGCAGGUGAUCAAUCAGGCCAGCGGGAGUGUGUCCCACCAUACCGUCCACACCCAGCCAGUCGGCAGACGCUUUGAUAGGGUGGAUGAUUUCUUCAUUCCUGCCGCUAGCCUCAUCAUUAAUCACAUCAGAUUUGGAAUCGUCCUCCACAGAAAUGAACCGGCACUCCACAAGAUCGACCUGGAGACCACGUCGUCAGUGAAGAACAUCAGCCUGCGCGAGUAUAACUGCAUCCCCAAGUCUCUGGCUUACUCCCACCUUGGCGGCUACUACUUUGUCAACUGCAGGCCUGAUUCCACAGGCGCCACCCAACCCCAGCUCAUCGUGGACAGUGUGACGGACUCUGUGAUUGGACCCAACGGGGACGUCACCGGCACCCCGUAUGUGUCCCCGGACGGUCACUACCUGGUCACGGUGGACGACCACGAUGGCCUGAUGAGGAUCCAGCAGAUCACGGUGCGCGGGGAGAUUGGCAAGCCCUUCGACAUCCACACCAACCUCCACCUGUCUGACGUGGCCUUCCAGCCGUCGUUCACCGAGGUUCACCAGUACAACAUCUUUGGUACUUCGGGACGCCAAACGGACUCUCUGUACGUCGAGCUGAGCACAGGCAAUGUGAAGAUGAUCAAGAGCCUGAAGGAGGCCACCAAGACUUCCGAUUGGCCGUGGAGCAGUAGGAACCGCGUGAUGACUGGCAGUGGACUUUUCGGACAGUACCUCAUGACCCCGUCCAGGGAGUCUAUCUUCAUCCUGGAUGGUCGUCUCAACAAGCUCAACUGCGAGAUCACUGAUGUCAUCAAAGGCAAUGUAGUGGCGUGGGUUGGCGAGUCGUAG